Molecule: messenger RNA, 1659 nt
Organism: Gregarina niphandrodes
Lineage: Eukaryota; Apicomplexa; Conoidasida; Eugregarinorida; Gregarinidae
Exons: 1
Coding region: 1-1659 (552 amino acids)
Source: RefSeq, a predicted model, not a curated record
AUGCACCUUUCUCUAUUGUUUGUCCAUGUCGCGUUUGGAGUCCAACGGGAGCCGUUUGUUGAGGGAGGACUAGGAGUUGUACGGGACAGUCUUUCGCCAGGUUCUCUGAAAUACGUCUUGAAAGAUGAAGGUGACGAGUGGCAAGAGGAACGAUCCUUUGGUAUGGGAGAUCCAGAGCACGAGAUCUAUAGUCCUGACUGGUAUCUUCGAGCGGCCGCCCAAGUCAAGAAGUCGGAGCCAGUGGAGAAUCCGCCGAAAUCCGAUGAUAGUUUGUUCGCUCUGGAGAAAUUUGACUUUGCCAGAAUAAAAUCCCUGAGUGGGAAAGGUACCUAUCGAGACUUCACCCAUACCUGGCCUCGGCCCGACGGGCUUGCCUCGAUCGCACACGUGUUUGUAAAUAGCGCAGAGGAAUACUAUAUAUAUUAUCCAGGCGCAAAUCAUAAUGCUGGUAAAGGAGAACUGCACGCGAACAAGGCGGGAACCCCGUUACCUCCUAGGAUCCUGAAAACGCUGGAGAUCAAGAUGGCGGAUUACGCCAGGGAGCAGACGAAGCUGGUAGUGCAGAAAUACCAUCUGGAUCUUCAAACGCUGCAAAAGUUCGGUAUCAUUUAUCACAUGAGGCUGCGAUUUGAUUAUACCUGCAGUCAGUUGAGCCAUCUGAGCACCGGACGACGUCAGACCCGGCGUCUGGCCUCCAUAUUUGCGGACGUGAAGGCGGAGGUCCCGCACAAGAGGGCUUUGGAAGCUGCGAGGGAUCUGAUCAGAAAGAAUCCGCUGUUUAACAAGAAGGCCGAGUUUCAAGGCAAAGAGGUUGUGGUUGAGGAUUUUGUGCAGCUGCCAUCAAAGCUGCCUAUGGUGUUUUUGGGUUAUAUCGGUGACGACUUCAUCCCUCUGGAAGGUCAGCAGACUCAGCCCAGCAGCCCCGCGGAGGCGGAUCUCCAGGUCGAGAAAAACUUGAGCUUCUUGAGAUUCAACCAGUUCACGAGCCAGGUGCGCGAUUCGACCAUGGGCAUGAUGGGCAAAGCGUUAUUCCGUCCGAAAAAAAUCGAUGCCGACUAUGAAAAGCUCCUGUUGCCUGUGGGCGCUGGUUACUCAGUGCUGAACGCUGUCAGGACCCCGCCCAACGACUUGGACUUCCUGCUCCAGACGACGCGGUCGGGCGCAGCGGUUGGUGGAACCGCGCACGUUUCGGGGACGUGCUCUGAACAAGAGCUAUAUGAGGCGGAAGUAAUUGCCGACAUUUGCAUCCAAACGCCCCACCCUCAGGGUUUGUAUCCCUUCGAACGUUUCUGGGUACAGUGCCGUGGGUGGUAUCCCAAGUUCACACUCGCCUAUGUCGUGCACAACACCGCAGACAACAUCCAAAACCGUCGGCCCAACACGCUCAGCAUUCGCCAGUGUACUGAGCACGGCUGGGUCAGCGUCGAUCACCUCUUCGCCCGCCAGACUCCACAGGAAUUCAUGAUGGUAUGCAAUGCUGCUAAGACCAACAAAAUACUUUACCAGUUCGCACCCACGGCGUGGUCUAAAAACCUCUUGCCGUCCGCUCAAGGAUCCAAACAAGCGCUGGCAGAAGUAGCAUCUGGACCAGAUGUGUACAGUCGAGAUCUCAAGCACUUUCAUUCACCAACUUCGACAAAUCUGAAAAAAGAGUGGUGA